UGCCGGAAUUAAUUUUCUGGUUAUCCAAACAACAAUUUUCUUCUCUCGGGAAAUUUCCCCAAGAAAAUUAUUGACUUGGAAUCUUUCUUGGAGAGUCCUUGACGGACCUAACCCCAAUUAUUUUCCCGAUAAAAUUAACGAAACAGAUAGGUUUUUUUAGUGGCGAGAUUCGUCGUUACUCCUCUUCGAUUCAUCCGAGCGGCGUGGAUUUUCUCGGACUUUCCCCUCGAAGUUUCUAACCUGCCAUUUGUUUCAUUGCUCUAGCCUCAAUCAGGAGUUGAUAAUCGGGGUUUUGCUUAGGUUGAAAGCUGGUGUUUAUAUUAAAAAAGAAGUUCAUAUUUUGAUGAAAUGAAUGUGGUUGGGAAAGUUGGGAGUCUGAUUUCACAAGGUGUUUAUUCAGUUGCCACCCCCUUUCACCCCUUUGGUGGUGCUAUUGAUGUGAUCGUUGUUCAACAACAAGACGGUUCAUUCCGGAGCACGCCUUGGUAUGUUAGGUUUGGCAAAUUCCAGGGUGUUCUCAAAGUUGCCGAGAAAAUUGUCAAAAUAUCGGUAAAUGGAAUCGAAGCCGGUUUCCACAUGUAUCUUGAUAAUUCCGGGGAAGCAUAUUUUAUCAGGGAAGUUGAUUCUGGGAAAGAGAGUGGAUCCAAUGGAGUUCUCAAGGGUAACAAUGGUAAUGGAAAUAAUCAUGAGCCCUAUAGGCUUGAACAUAGUGUAUCUGAUUCCGGUGUUGAGCAAUUGAGGGAGGGUUUUGAAUCUUUGAACCAUCUCGAGAGGACAGAAUCUGAUGGUAACAGAAGGUAUUAUGACUUCCAAGACGAGCAGUCUCCUCCAAUGUCGGAAUAUGGAAGUGCUCGUUAUGAAAACCUAAACGUGGAAAACUAUGGAGAAUCACAAGGUUCUGAUUCUGAAGUGGUUUUGGUAAGUGUCGAUGGUCAUAUUCUAACAGCACCCGUUUCAACAGCUGAGUUGGAGGCUGAGAAUUUACGGUUAGAUACGCCUCAGUUCCAUCUUGCCCCCGGUGAUGGGACUGAGUUUUGUGAGGGUAAUACAGAAUUUGCUUCCUCUGAAACUCCGUGGACUACGACUGAUUAUAUUGGGAAAGUGGAGGCGUCUGAUGCUAAUGUUGAAUUUGAUAAUGCUUUUGACCCCCGCUUGCCCACCGAUAGCGAAAAAGUAUCUCAUGAUUCUGAAAGGGAAGAUGUUUUCAGGAGCUGUUUGGAGCUGACAGAACUUGCCCAACAUGGUCAAAAUCUUAAGUGUGAGGAACUUCCUCCUCCAUCUGUUGCAGAAAAUGAUAAAACUGCAGAUGGAGUGAUUGUUGAAAGAAGAGAUGAUUUUGGGUUGCUUCCUGCAAAUUGUUCUGAUUCUUCUUUUUCUCAUAUAACAACAGAACAUUUGCAUGGAGAUGAGGAACUUAUGAUAUCCAAUGAUCCUAAUACAGAUUCAGAAUGUAAGGAUGAACAACCAGGUACAUCUGCAGCAACUGUCUCCGUGGUUGAUUUCGAAGAAGGUGAGAUUAUGGAGUCAGAGCAUCAAGGUUCCGGGAGAUUCUCUACUGAGUCAACUGGUAAGGAUGAUGAACGGUUAAUUUCAUGUGAAAUGACUGGGGAGGAUGCUGGCUCUGUAGUUGAACACGGGGAAGAGAAGAUUCUAGAUUCACCGGCUGCAACAUCUGGUGAAGAGACACAACCCCAUGCGAGACAGCGAUUUGAGAUAUCACUGUGCAAGGAUGAACUUCAUCAGGGUAUGGGCCUUAGUGCUGCUGCUCGAGUCUUUGAUGCACAUCGGAUAUCCCUAGAUGAGUAUAAGCAUUCUGCAGUAUCAAUUCUUGAAAGCGAAAAUCUGGUUGUCAGGAUUGGAGAUAUGUAUUUACCAUGGAAGAAAGCUUCUCCAAUCGUACUCGGAAAAGCUGUGUUUGAUUUAGAUAUCGAAAUUCAGCCAGAUGAUGUGAUUUCUGUAGAGGAAAUUGAACUGACAAAAUCCAAAGAUGGCGAAAGUACCAACGCUUCUUCUUCUUCUUCCGGUAGAAGAUGGAGACUCUGGCCCAUUCCUUUUAGAAGGGUUAAAACAAUUGAGCAUACCGACAGUAAUUCCUCUAGUGAAGAGUUGUUUGUUGAUUCUGAGCCCGACAUAUCAGCUUCAGACAGUCACCAUGAGUCACCGCGCAAACAACUUGUCAGAACUAAUGUUCCUACCAGUGAACAGAUUGCAUCUCUGAAUCUGAAGGAUGGCCAGAACAUGAUAACUUUUAGUUUCUCUACCAGAGUUCUCGGAACACAACAGGUUGAUGCACAUAUUUACUUGUGGAAAUGGGAUGCCAAGAUUGUGAUUUCGGAUGUCGAUGGAACUAUAACUAAGUCUGAUGUGUUAGGUCAGUUCAUGCCUUUAGUUGGAAAAGAUUGGACACAAUCCGGUGUGGCCAAGCUUUUCUCAGCGAUAAAGGAGAACGGGUACCAGCUGCUGUUUCUGAGCGCACGUGCCAUUGUUCAGGCAUAUCUAACGAGAAGCUUCUUAGUCAAUCUGAAGCAGGACGGAAAAGCUCUUCCAAACGGCCCUGUAGUCAUCUCACCCGAUGGGUUAUUCCCAGCGUUGUACCGUGAAGUUAUUAGAAGAGCCCCUCACGAAUUCAAGAUUGCAUGUUUGGAGGACAUCAGGAAACUGUUCCCGACAGAUUACAACCCGUUCUAUGCUGGAUUCGGAAACAGAGACACAGACGAGCUGAGUUACAGGAAACUGGGAAUCCCAAAGGGCAAGGUCUUCAUAAUUAACCCCAAGGGAGAGGUAGCAACGGGCCAUCGCAUAGAUGUAAAGUCCUACACUUCGCUUCACACGCUUGUCAACGACAUGUUCCCUCCUACUUCACUCGUUGAGCAGGAAGAUUAUAACUCAUGGAACUUCUGGAAAACGCCAUUAGAAGAGGUGGAUUGAACUGAAGAUCUAUCUUGUCCUCCGAUACAAUGCCUUUGUGCCUCGCGACAAGUGUUUUCCGCUUUUUAAACAGAGCAGAUGACCGUUCUCCGAGCUGAAAUUUCUCGGCGGAUCUAUCGUUAACUGAUUCUGAUUCAUCCGCUGAAUCUUUUGUAAGCUUUUCUCAUCUUUUGUACACCAAAGCUAGAGACUUGUCUACUCAUUACACUACAUAAAAGGAAAGGGAAAGGUGUAGAACAGAAAUCCCAUUUCACCACAAUAUUGUACAAGACACGGAAUUGUACCGUUUUCUUUUACGUUAUACAGAGAAAUCCAAAACAGGAGAGGACCUCGUUUACAACUC
Tarenaya hassleriana is the source of this 3271-nucleotide messenger RNA. Its product is annotated as phosphatidate phosphatase PAH1. The record is from RefSeq and is a predicted model, not a curated record. Bases 349 to 2928 code for a protein of 859 amino acids. NCBI's taxonomy places the organism in Eukaryota, Viridiplantae, Streptophyta, Magnoliopsida, Brassicales, Cleomaceae. The transcript is spliced from 11 exons. Gene Ontology annotation, molecular function: phosphatidate phosphatase activity.